Messenger RNA from Stegostoma tigrinum, 5479 nucleotides. Its product is annotated as band 4.1-like protein 3. Lineage: Eukaryota; Metazoa; Chordata; Chondrichthyes; Orectolobiformes; Stegostomatidae. Gene Ontology annotation, cellular component: plasma membrane; cytoskeleton. Gene Ontology annotation, molecular function: actin binding; structural molecule activity. The coding region runs from base 386 to 4222 and encodes 1278 amino acids. The record is from RefSeq and is a predicted model, not a curated record. Gene Ontology annotation, biological process: cortical actin cytoskeleton organization. The transcript has 26 exons.
UGGGGCUUGUUCGCGUGAUUUAUCCAUAAUUUUUUUUCCAGACGUACUGUGUAACAUUUUGUGUCUGACUGCAGAUUUGUCUAUGUGUUACUGCAAGCUCUUUUUUUUUAGAAAAGGAGGGAGAUCCCUUGGCGUGAUUCAUUUCUUUUUGGUCAGUAAGAUGAGUUGCAGCUUUGAUUGUUUGUCGGUUGCCAGCAGUUCUGCAAUGCGGUGGGUGUGGUGUGGAGUCAAUGGCAGUUUGUAGCCCGCUGCAGUGACACUACACUCCGGGCCGCAUCGUCAACGAGUCAGGCUCUCGCCACCACCUCGCACUUCAUUUCCCGUAGCAGGCUGAGGAAGGCUGACUCUCACCUCUCACUUCCUCUCGCUGGGUUAAUUUGCAACCAUGACCACGGAACCGGGCUCAGACUCCGAAUCAAAGCAAGAACAAGACCAAAAGGAAGUGUCUGAAAAGAAAGAGGCGACAGCUGAACAACAGCAGGUUGUAGAGCGUCAACAGGAAGACGGAAUUGUCGGGCCCCCUACAGGAAUUGGCAAUUCUGAGACCAAGGAGCAGAUUGGUGAACGGGAGAAGGAGGCAGACGGAGCUUCUGGUAAACUUACUGUGGGUCAACAGGACGACCAGCAAGUUGAAGACGACAAACUCUCCCAGAAAUCAUCUUCCAGCAAGUUAUCGAAAUCACCUCUCAAAGUUGUAAAAAAGCCAAAGAACAUGCUGUGCAAAGUAACCCUCCUGGAUGGCUCGGAACAUACAUGUGAGGUCGAGAAACGUGCAAAGGGACAGGUGCUCUUUGACAAAGUCUGUGGACAGCUCAACCUUCUGGAGAAAGAUUACUUUGGUUUGACAUUUCGGGACUCUGAAAAUCAAAAGAAUUGGCUGGACCCAGCCAAGGAAAUUAAGAAGCAAAUCCGAAGUGGAUUGUGGCAGUUUGCAUUCAAUGUGAAAUUUUACCCUCCGGAUCCUGCCCAGCUCUCGGAGGACAUUACCAGGUAUUACCUGUGUCUGCAGCUGCGCGAUGAUAUUGUUUCUGGAAGAUUGCCGUGUUCUUUUGCCACACAUGUACUGCUUGGCUCCUACACUGUUCAGGCAGAACUGGGGGAUUAUGACCCAGAUGAGUAUGGCACUGAUUACAUCAGUGAGUUUCGUUUUGCUCCAAAUGAAACUAAGGAACUGGAAGAAAAAGUGAUAGAACUGCACAAAAGCCACAAGGGUAUGACACCGGCUGAAGCAGAGAUGCAUUUCUUGGAGAAUGCCAAAAAACUGUCCAUGUAUGGAGUUGAUCUGCAUCAUGCCAAGGAUUCUGAAGGAGUUGAUAUCAUGCUUGGUGUGUGUGCCAGCGGCUUGCUAAUCUACAGAGACAGGCUAAGGAUAAACAGAUUUGCCUGGCCCAAGGUUCUCAAGAUCUCGUAUAAAAGGAAUAACUUCUACAUCAAAAUCCGACCCAGUGAAGUAAGUUCAAAUCAUGAGCAAUUUGAGAGCACCAUUGGAUUUAAACUUCCCAACCACAAAGCCGCAAAAAGGUUGUGGAAAGUUUGCAUUGAACAUCACACAUUCUUUCGGCUGGUAUCUCCUGAACCACCUCCUAAAAAGUUCCUUACACUGGGUUCAAAGUUCCGCUACAGUGGACGGACACAAGCCCAGACUCGGAGAGCUAGCUCCCUCAUAGACCGCCCAGCACCAUACUUUGAGCGUUCUUCCAGCAAACGUUACACCAUGUCACGUAGCUUAGAUGGAGCAUCUGUCACUGAGAAUCAUGAGAUGCUCAUAAAGGACUCCGUUUCAGCUUCUGAAGUGGCGACUGCUCAUUACGGUGCAGCGAAGAGCCUCGUAUCAACCAAUUUAAUAACCACAGUGACACCGGAGAAGAAAGCAGAAGAGGAGAAAGCAGAAGAGGAGGAGAAAAAGGCAAAGAUUGACAUUACUCCAUCCGUCACACCGGCCAAGCAUGAAAUAAAGACCUCAUUCUUUGGCACAGAUUCAUUCUGCUCUUCCUCUCGCUCUCUGCCUUUGCACUGUGACUCUCCUGUGUCAUCAACAAGUGUUCAUAGGAGAUGUACAGAGAAUGUUUCAAAAUCAGCUGGUCGCAUUAAGACCAAAGACCCCAGAAGUGCUUCUAAUCCACUAUUAGCCUUUGAUUCUUCAAAGUAUGUUGAUAAGAAAGCAAUGGAAUUUAAAAAGGACCAAGAUCUAGGGCCUAGAUCUGGGAAAGGAGGAACUUUGUUUUCGUUCUCCUUGCAUCUCCCAGCAUCAUUCUCUUUGCUAGAUGAUGAUGGCUACCUUACCUUUCCAAGCUUCUCUGAUGCCAGUUUCUUACCUCAAAGUUUCCAACGUUAUCUGCCCAUUCAAUCACCAUCACUUGUCCCAUGUUUUCUUUUCAUUUUCUUCUUUCUGCUCUCAGCCUCCUUCUCUGUACCUUACGCUCUCACUCUCUCCUUCCCCCUUGCUAUAAGUCUGUGCUACCUGGAGCCCAGGGCAGCCUCCUUGAGCGCUUCAGUUGACAAUGACCUGAGUGACAGUUCAGAGGAAGAGACUGAUAGUGAGCAGACUGACGCUACGGCUCCUGUUGAUGGGGAAACCACCGCAGAGUCUGAUCAAGAGGAUGAAACGGAAUCAAAGACCCAGGAUUUUGACAAAACUCAGGAAGAUGUGGUUAAGCACCAUGCCAACAUAAAUGAAAUGAAGCGAACAUUCCUGGAAUCCACAUCUGAGAGUGGACCUGACGAAUGGGAGAAAAGGUUAUCUGCCUCUCCGGUUCGAUCUUUCUCAAAGAAUGGGGAUUUACCUAUGAUUGAGCCACUUAUACCUGAGGAGCAGACCAAAGAGGAUUCUGGUGAAACCCUGCAAAGGAAGUCUGUUUGUGAACAAGGUGUUGCUGGGCCUGACGUUUCUGCGACAAAAGAUGAUGAAAUAUUAGUAAAGGCUGGAGAAGAGAAAGUAGUGGAGGACAAGGAAUCAACUAUUGGUCAUAGCACUCUGGUGACUCAUGAAGUUGUGAUCAACGAGAAAGUCUCAUCUCCUCCAGAGCAGAAAGUUAUGCUGUCCACAUUGGAAAGAACUGACAUUUCAAAGAAAGGGGAAAGAAAAAGAGGUGAUGAUGAAGGUAGACUGAAAAUUAAAGACACUGCAAGACAGAAGGGAUUUGAAAGCUCUUCUAUGGAGCCAUCAGUGCAGAAAUAUGAGACCUCAAUGACCAAAUGGAAGACUGAUGAAGAGCCAACGUUUACCAUUGCUACAGCCCACUAUUUUACUGAGUCAACGGGAUCAAGAUUAUUGACAAAGCAGUCUGGUUCGGAAGUAGCCUCAAAAAAUGUUGACGUCUCCAAUCUAAUAGAUUCAGCUCAAAAACAAAUGGAUGCAAAGGAAUGGGCUUCUUCUUCAUCAUACAGCUGGGCUCAGAAAUCCGAAAUGAAUUGGGAAGUAAGUUCCAAAGUGGUGCAAAUGGAAACGCACGAACAGGAGAAGACGGUGAAGGAAAUGCAGGAAGCAAUGGUGAUGGAAGAAAAGCAUGUGAUGAAUGUGCAUGCAAGCAAGGAUGCUUCUGCUGUAUGUGCUAAGCUGGCAGCAGUUGAGUGGGAUACUAUAGCCGAGUUGGGCAAAGCUCACACAUCUGGUGAUGUAGGGGGUCUGAGUUGCCUGGUGACCGUGGAAACCAAAGAGGACAAGAGGGAGAUGGCAAGUCCCAAAGUGGAUAAAGCGAUAGCUGAAGUUGCAGAAGGACCUGCUUCUGCUCAAGGGUGGGAGGAACAGGCUGAAAUGACAGGCAAGCCUUCAGAUAAAUCUGAAGAGAAACCUCAGUUUGAGCCACCUGUUGUGAAAACAGAAACUGUCAGCUUUGGCAGUAUGAGUCAGGACGAUGGGAAGGAGAUUUGCACGAAGGAUGUUCCUGUAGUUCAUACCGAGACUAAAACAAUCACCUAUGAAUCAUCCAAGUUGGACUCGACAGCUGACAGUGACCCAGGAGUUCUAAUGAGUGCUCAAACGAUCACCUCAGAGACUUCAAGCACUACAACCACUACACAUAUCACUAAGACUGUGAAAGGAGGAGUUUCAGAAACACGUAUUGAAAAACGAAUUGUUAUCACAGGAGACGCUGACAUUGACCACGAUCAGGCCCUGGCUCAGGCAAUUAAAGAGGUCAAAGAGCAGUACCCUGAUAUGUCUGUGAUCAAAGUAGUGGUACACAAAGAGACAGAGAUCACACCAGAAGACGGAGAUGAUUGACCACAGGAGUAACCACAUCUUCAUGAAAGAAGUAAUGCAUACACAUCAUUAGGAAUGAUUUUGGAGUCUAAAUGGAGUCAUACACGUGACUUCAUUUGUUCUGAAUCCAUCCACUAAUGACCUUUCACACCAAGCAUACUGGAGCACGUUGUAUGAGGACCCCUUUCACUAAUAAAAACAUUGGCAAAAAACCUCAUUCCAGCAUAUCGAAACAGUUCAUGAAUAUUGCAUGAUUAGAAUAAACCUUUGUCACAACAGGAAUAAUGAGAAAAGCAUUUUCCAAAUCCACAUAGUAAGGUGUCAACAUCUCUUAAGUUAUCAUUUUAUUAGCAAGUUUAAACAGCAAAGAAUAUUUUAGAGCAUUAAUGUUUAAAAGGAAGCUGGGUUGGGGGCAUGGGUGGAAUCCUUUCUUUGCCAGUUUAAAAAGUCUAUAGCUGAUAUUUAAGAUAAUAAGUCAGCAGUAAUUCAUUUUAAUUGUACCUGGUUUCAUUUAUACCAAGUAAUUUUCACCAUAAAUCUGGUUAAUUGUAUUGAAGGAUUGUGUCAUACCUUACAGUAGAUGUGCCAACGGCAGUGUAAGUCCAUAUCUAUUAUCAUACUAAGCAACUUGAAGCUUAUAACUGGAAACCUUGAUAUACAAUGGUAAUGCCUGUGAAAACAUGAAUAACCUUACACAGAUUAGAACAAGUUGUUUUGCUGCAUCUUGUGCUUUGUUGGCAUAAUUUAAUGUCACUUAACAGAUUUUUUUAAAGAAAUAUUAUAUAUAUAUAUAUAUAUAUAUAACUAUAUAUUUUACUUGAACAAUUCGGUUUUGUUAGAUGAGCACAUAUUUUAAGUUAGAACCAAAAGACCAGGUAGAUUAAUCCAUCAAUAGUUGUCAAUGUUUACUUCCCUUAGAAAAAGAGAUGUCAGUAUUCCCUUUUAAACUGAGUGUCUGUUUUGGUCGGUUCGUGUUGCAAGUGAAAGUGUCUGCUCUGGAAGAAAUUUCUUUUGUUUACUACCUGUGACCUUCCGUUCUCAUCAUUGAGUAUAAAAGUAUUGAUUCUUUUUAAACACUCUGCGUAGACUCCAGAUUCUGAGCAAAGCCUUAAAUGAAACAGAAAAUAAUUGCAAAUCCCAUUGGAAGCUUUCAAAUCAUCAUGCAUUUAUAAUUUACAGAAGACCACACCGCUAACUAUAGGGUACAAUUUUUUUUGCUGCAUUGUAAUAAAUGUUGAAUGUAUGUUUCUUCAUGGUGAAAUAAAAGUGGUAAAGGCA